This is a messenger RNA of Octopus sinensis (East Asian common octopus), 3469 nucleotides long. Its product is annotated as protocadherin beta-2-like. Lineage: Eukaryota; Metazoa; Mollusca; Cephalopoda; Octopoda; Octopodidae. Gene Ontology annotation, molecular function: calcium ion binding. The coding region runs from base 363 to 3245 and encodes 960 amino acids. The transcript is spliced from 4 exons. Gene Ontology annotation, biological process: homophilic cell-cell adhesion. The record is from RefSeq and is a predicted model, not a curated record. Gene Ontology annotation, cellular component: plasma membrane.
GUAAAGAGUAAUAUAUAUUCAAUACUAUUAACGAAACAGAAUUUAUUGCCUAUCCUUGAAAUUCUAGCUAACCAUCGUUCUUCACUGUUCAUUUACGUACAUUUUAUAUACACCUACAACACGGAUACGUAAGUGUAUGUGGACAGCCUAUCAUUUACUGCAAGAACUGGAGGUUGUAUUUCUGUUUCCUUGCAUUGGAAUAAUAGACAGCUUGUCAUUGGCUACGACACAUAUUACAUACUACACAACGAACUUGGUAGAACUACUUAAUACUUUCACACAUCAAACUGCUCGGAACUCCAGCUGCAACAGUAACAACUGCUUAAACAACAGACAACUGUUGAUUGGCAAAUCCUAUACUAAUGAAGAUGUUAUCAGUGAUACUGUUGGUGUUGUUAAUGACUGAAAGCUGCUGGUGUGCGUAUCAUAUCUACCGCAUGAAAGAGAACAAUGAUAUAAACAAUUAUAUUGGAGAUAUUGUCACUGAUAUGCACUUACUGGAUGAUAUACAGACUCAAGAUGAUAGAAGCAAACUGACAUUUAAAAUACUCCAGGGUAGUACUGAUGGAAGUGUUCAGUUGUUUAAUGUUACACCUGGAGGACAACUGUACACAGCUGCCAUAUUGGAUGCAGAAACAUUGUGCCAAUACAAUGUGGAAUGCUUCAGGAUUUUGGAAGUAGCAGUUCAACAUGGCCAUUCUGUUAUCAAGAUAUUAGAAGUCAAAGUUAUAAUAGAAGAUGUCAAUGAUAAUUCUCCUAUAUUUCCAAAUAAGGAAUUUCAAGUGUCAUUUGAUGAAAGUGUGACCAAAGGAAUCAAAGAAAUCAUUCCAAAUGCGAUUGAUAACGAUAUUAGCUCUCGGAAUUCUAAACUCAAUUAUCAACUGAAGGAAAAUGAAAAUGUUCCUUUUCAAUUGGUUGUUUCUAAGUCACGUGGAACUGAUUUAUUGCAACUAAUUUUAGAAGGUUCCUUAGACCGUGAGACAAAAGAUAUGUACAAUAUUCAGUUAAUUGCCAAAGAUCAAGGAACACCACCAAAGGAAGGUGUAUUGGAUAUAAAAAUAUUAGUGGGAGAUAAAAAUGAUAAUUUUCCUGUUUUCUCCCAGAAUAUUUACAAUGUCACUAUAAAUGAUACAUACCAGAGAAGCAAGCCUCUUGUUAAGGUCUCUGCAUCAGACUUAGAUAAAGGGGAAAAUGGAAGAAUUUCUUAUGUCUUUAAUAAUGUUAAAACACCUAAAAGGAUAAAAGAAAGCUUUAAAUUAGAGGAGGCAACAGGGGAGCUAUUUUUGAAGAAAGAAUUUAAUUUUGGUGAGAUUUACGAGAUAUUUAUUGAUGCCAGAGAUAAUGGUAAACCACCUAUGUCAUCAACAGUCACAGUUUUUAUAAAUGGUGUCAGUCAUCUUAACAAUCCUCCCAAAAUUGAUGUUAAAUUUGUUAUAAAGUCAACUGGAAACACAGCUGUCAUCUCAGAAGGAACUCAAAAUCAAAGUUUUGUUGCUUAUGUCAAAGUUACCGACAAUGACAGUGGAGAAAAUGGACAAGUGAAAUGUCAUUUACAAAAUAGAUAUCUUCAGCUAAUCUCAGAGUCUGAAAAGAAAUACAAAAUUAUUGUCAAGAGUGAAAUAGAUAGAGAGAGUGAGAAGAGCUUUAAUUUCACCAUUAAAUGUCAAGAUAAUGGUUUACCUCCAUUGAAAGUAGAGAAACAGUUUUCUAUGCUGGUCACUGACAUAAAUGAUGUACAACCUCAGUUUAGUCAGGACAUAUUUAAGUUUCUCACCUAUGAAAAUGAACACAAAGACUUCCCUGUUGGAUAUGUCAAUGCCACAGACCCAGAUAUUGGAGAUGGAGGACAAUUAACCUAUUCUCUAUUAUCUAAUGGAAAAGAUAUUCUACCAUUUCAGAUAUCUGAUGUGGGAUUCAUUUCCACAACUGAGUCCCUAGACAGAGAAGAAAAGAACCUGUAUGAGUUUAAGGUUUUAGUAAAAGAUAAAGGAACACCAUCACUGGAGAAGAGAGCAAAUGUUGUUGUUGAGGUUAUGGAUUUAAAUGAUAAUGCUCCCUAUUUCAGUUUCCCUAAUGUUGACCCUUUCAGUCUUAAUGUCCACUACCAUCCCCACUCUGACCAGGAUAUCACAGUUGUUAGGGCCUCUGACAGAGACAGCCAACACAAUGCCUUCCUCACAUAUGAAAUACUCAGAGGUAAUGAGAAACACUUAUUUCAAAUGAACCAUCACUCUGGUGUCUUAUCUUUCUCUCGCUCACUUUACCAAAAUGAUGCUGGAUUCUAUGAACUGGAAUUAGGUGUGAAAGACAGUGGCAGUCCAGUUCUGUCAUCGACAACAACUUUGUCUUUGACUCUCACAGUUAGUAAGAACACAUCAAAGAUAUUUAAGACCCCUUCAAAGACAACAACAGAAUCAAGUAAUGGUCUCCAAUUGAAUGUGAUGAUUGUUAUUGUUGUAGCAGCUGUGAUCGUAUCAGUUGUCAUAGUGAUCUCUAUAUCAAUCUGUAUAGUUCAUAGGUUGAAGCAGACAAAUAGAAACUAUAAUAGUAGUGUUGAUAUGUACCAUGGUGUUAUACCAGCAUUAAAUAUGCAAUCAAGAUAUAUGUUUUAUCCUGCUUGUGUUCCUCCUGGAGUUCAGUACACAUUGGAGAGAAAUGUGAAGAAAUCUCAACAACCAAUGGUAGACAGAGAAAAUAUUCACUGCUGGACUAUGACAAAUGAUAGACGGGUUGAACCAGCUUCAGUAAAACAUCAUCAGGUAUUUCUCCCAAGAGAAGAAAGUUCAUCUCCUGGUUACCAAGAGCUAAACAGACCUAACGAAUUCAAUGAGAUAUCAGCAAUGUCCACUCAUACUGAUAGUGGGCAUGACUGGGUUGUUGGUAGUGCUGAUCACUAUGAGGAACUGCCAGGUCUGUACUGUUAUCAAAGUGACCAUACGUGGAACAGGAGAAAUCCACUUCCAUGCACGCCCAGUGGUUCAAAGAGAGAUAAUAAUGGAUAUCAACCUAAUGGUGACAAUAUCACUGAUAACCAAAUACCUUUGACUAUAUUUGAUAAUACAUCUAAGAUCACUGAACAACCAUCUACUGUACCAAUGACAAGUCACUUUACUUCGAACAGUAAACCAGCACUACCAGCUGUACCUAAAGCAACAGCACUACCAAAAGUACCUUCAAUACCUCAGGUACCUUCAGUUUCCAUAGUAAAAAAUAUGCACAGUAACUCUACGGAAACACUGUAUUAAUAUAAGCAUCUUAUAAGUUGUCUUCACAACUUACAUAAUGAAAAUAAUACAAAAAUCAAUAGAAUAUUCCUCUAAACAUAUUUUAUAAUACAAGGAUUCUUUUUAUUUGGAUUGACAUGUUAGUGGUCAAUAUAUAUCACAUACAACUACAUAAUUCACUUAUUUUGGUAAUCUCCUUCCCAUACUCUUGAAAUACACUGAUAUAUUUCACCUAGUAUACUUUU